Molecule: messenger RNA, 270 nt
Organism: Podospora pseudocomata
Lineage: Eukaryota; Fungi; Ascomycota; Sordariomycetes; Sordariales; Podosporaceae
Exons: 2
Coding region: 1-270 (89 amino acids)
Source: RefSeq, a predicted model, not a curated record
AUGCUCCUGGGCGGAGAUUGUGUCCGAUAUGCGGGCCGGAGGAAAGGAGAGAGCCACUUGGGCAGGUUCGAAACUCGGGCAUUUUCGUAUUGGCUCUGCAUUGUGCAUACCUUCAUCAGUGAAAAAGAUAUUUGUGACUUGCGGGGGAGCUAUCACCAACUUUCGCUGCCUCUCUCGCUUGCCAGGGCCGACCAGGAUCCCCGCGACAGAGGGGUCAACCCCGCAAAGAUGUUCCACCAAUGGUCUAGCCCUUUGCCGACCCCUGUGUGA